Messenger RNA from Gongylonema pulchrum, 1245 nucleotides. Lineage: Eukaryota; Metazoa; Nematoda; Chromadorea; Rhabditida; Gongylonematidae. The record is from the annotation of a GenBank genome assembly.
AUGCAGCACUGGUCAGUGCAACUGGAAGGCUGGAAUGCAUUAGGCUCAACUGUUUGUACUAAACUUGAAGCAAUCAAGUCGUCAACUGUAUGGAUGAAUGUUCAGCAUGUUGCUUUACGGUGUUGCCAGGUUCUGCAGGCAGAUUCGGACUCGGCGUGCUUCGAUUUCCUGUUCCGGCGGCCAGAUGAACACUGGUUCCGGAGUUGCUGUACUGCUCAUCAGUGUUUCUUAGUGGACGCUUGUUUGCCGGCAAUGUUGCAAUUCGCACGGAGGCACGCGAGCAAUACAAGUGCGAUAUUCAGCAUCUCAAAGGCGCUUGCGCGUCUGAUGACCAUAUUGAAUGAUGAAGGAAUUUUGUUAAGCGAAAGCGACGAGGAUAAGUUGUUCGAUUUUGUGUGCAGUUUCUGGGACUUCACAGCAGAAGCCGUGUGCCAUGAAUGCCUGGCCUAUCACAAAAUAUUAUCGUCGGUGGCGGAAAAUUUUUCGGUUGAAUUCUGCAAAAGGAUGUACAGCUUAUUGCCAAAUCCAACGUUGGUCGUUGUGCUACGAUUAUUGCCAACAAUCGCCAAAAAUCCGCUUCUUUUGGACUGGACUGUGAAUGAAUUCAGGAAAUAUUUGAAAGUUGACGUCUCUGACAAGGCAUCUAUUGAAGCGGUACUUUUCAUUGCUAAAUUUUGCGUUUUUCAUCAAAAAGCAAACGGAAGUUUUCUUGACUGGACGCAUUUCAUUGAUGAGCAGAUCGUGGUUGUGGCUCUCCUCAGUGCUGAUUUACAGAUUCGCUUGAUGGCUUGGAAACUGAUGUGCGAUCAUCCAAAAGUGACGUCCCCGAUUCCUGCUGAUCACUUAACGCUGUGCAAAUGUUUCUUGGUGAGCAAUAUGGCUGAGCAGUCACCCUCUGCCAGAUCGGAGAUUUUGGCCGGACUGAAAAAGAUCAGCGAACUAAUUGCUUUUGAUCUGAGUAAGAACUUUGCUGAUUCUGAUCGUUGCCGCUUACAUGUUGCUUUACUACUUGAAUCUUUCCAAUCUUCGGUCAAAGAUGUUCGCAGUGCUGUUCAGCUACGAUUAUUGCCAACAAUCGCCAAAAAUCCGCUCCUUUUGGACUGGAUUGUGAACAAAUUCAGGAAAUAUUUGGAAGAUUCGCUUGAUGGCUUGGAAACUGAUUUGCGACCAUCCAAAAGUGACAUCGCCGAUUCCUGCUGGUCACUUAACGUUGUGCAAAUGUUUCAUGGUGAGCAAUAUGGCUGA